Lithohypha guttulata is the source of this 1344-nucleotide messenger RNA. RefSeq lists its product as uncharacterized. Gene Ontology annotation, cellular component: cytoplasm; late endosome. The record is from RefSeq and is a predicted model, not a curated record. NCBI's taxonomy places the organism in Eukaryota, Fungi, Ascomycota, Eurotiomycetes, Chaetothyriales, Trichomeriaceae. Gene Ontology annotation, molecular function: oxidoreductase activity. Gene Ontology annotation, biological process: retrograde transport, endosome to Golgi. Bases 1 to 1344 code for a protein of 447 amino acids. The transcript has 2 exons.
AUGGCGACUGUGAUUCUAGGAGGUGGCAUUAUUGGCCUCAGUAUCGCCUAUCAUUUUUCUGAACUGAAGCCGGACCUCGCUGCAUCGCACCAGAUACACGUUGUUGACUCUGCUUCAGAACUGCUUCUCUCAGCAUCCGGGUAUGCUGGAGGAUUUCUUGCGAAAGACUGGUUCAGUCCUGCAUCAGCGUCACUCGGCGAAUUGUCUUUCAACCUCCACAAAGAGCUUGCAGCUAAACACGACGGCGCCAGGAAAUGGGGUUACGCUCCAAGCAAGGUGUACAGCCUUGCUAUAGAUUCUAGAGGCAUGGGCAAGCAGGCGAAGGACGAGCAUUGGCUGCAAUCAGGCACAAGUCGUUCAGGUGUGGCGCCCUCCUCGGCUGACGGCGCAACAGGUCCUGGGGCAGACAGGCACGAGAUGGUAAAUGACGACGGUAGUCCGGCAUGGUUUACAAGACAAAGGAAUGGCGCCCUGGAAGUGCUUGACGACGAGGGAAAUUGUGCACAGGUAGAACCGAGACAACUUUGUCAAUGGUUGAUUGAGAGGUGCAAGGAAAGAGGUGUUCAGAUUCAUACUGGUUGUAUCGCCUGCAGUAUUUUCAAGAAUGCAGAGGGUAAAGUUGCGGGUAUAAAGGUCAGGAAGGACAUGGAAAUUUACGAGAAACACGCGAAGAAUAUUGUCCUGGCAGCUGGAGCAUGGACCCCGAAAGUCUUCCAAUCAAUAUUCCAUGAUAGCAAAUUUCGAAUUCCAGUCACUCCACUAGCUGGCUAUAGUAUUGUGGUGCGAUCUCCGAGAUUGACAAAACCAAUACUCGACCUUUCCCAGCACUCAGGAGUUACGCCAGUAGGAAUCUCACAUGUUAUCUAUUGCAAUCCUUCGCCAAAUUGGGCAUUUGCUCCGGAAGCAUUUUCCCGACUAUCUGCUGACGGAAAGCCGGAGAUCUGGAUUGGAGGUCUCAACGAUGCUGGGCUUCAACUGCCAGAUACUGCCAAUGGCGCAGCUUCACUCAGGGACAAAAACAAGUCUGAAGAGAUGAGAAAAGCUAUGGUCGCGAUGACGGGCUUGUCGCGUCAGGGAGAUAAUUUACAAGUUGAUGAUCUUGAAACCAAGCGAGAGGGGUUAUGUUUUCGUCCAAUCUCGAGAUCUGGAUAUCCUAUCAUCUCGAAAGUUCCUGCAAAUGCGCUGGGAAAAGAUAUUGAAAUGGAAGAGGAUGGUGGUGUGUUUGUCGCCACGGGUCAUGGACCCUGGGGCAUAAGUUUGAGCCUGGGAACUGGCCUGGUCAUGGCUGAAUUGCUAAUAGGCAGGAAACCUUCAGCCGACAUCUCACGACUCGCCAUCAGAUAA